This is a messenger RNA of Caenorhabditis remanei, 486 nucleotides long. RefSeq lists its product as uncharacterized. The coding region runs from base 1 to 486 and encodes 161 amino acids. The transcript has 2 exons. The record is from RefSeq and is a predicted model, not a curated record. NCBI's taxonomy places the organism in Eukaryota, Metazoa, Nematoda, Chromadorea, Rhabditida, Rhabditidae.
AUGAAAAUAUUCGCAGAACCAGUAAUCCCGCCGGGGUACACUUCUUGUGAGUCAGAUGAAUUCACCCUCUCUGAUGCUCCCGUAUCCCUCCAAAUCACUCCGGACGACUGGAAACUUUCUCCGAAAAUAGACAAAAAAUUUCAAGAGGACACCAGCAAGACGCUAGUAACGCCCGAUCAUAAAGAAUAUGGAUACAUCUCCUUUUCCCACUAUCCGUCACUUCGAGAAGAUGAUAGUGAUGAAUCGUGGAAUUUGGACGGUACCAAGUUGUUGGUUAGGAUUUGGAAACCACAAGUUCAAAUACAUGGUCAUAGAAUGCAAUAUUUGGAAUUAUCAGAGAAAUCUGAAGAGACAAAAAGGCGGGAAGAUUUGUUGGGGAUGAUGAAGAUACAAAGUCCAUAUGAAGAGACCAUAAAACAAGCGGAAGUGAAGGAAAAUUUUGGGAGAGGGAAGAAGAAAAAGAAAGGAAAGUGCACUGUUCAAUAA